This is a messenger RNA of Eublepharis macularius, 2054 nucleotides long. RefSeq names its product chromosome 1 C6orf118 homolog (gene C1H6orf118). Bases 87 to 1574 code for a protein of 495 amino acids. The transcript has 10 exons. The record is from RefSeq and is a predicted model, not a curated record. NCBI's taxonomy places the organism in Eukaryota, Metazoa, Chordata, Lepidosauria, Squamata, Eublepharidae.
GACUGAUCUCCUUGGUAACAAACCAACAUAAAGGUAGCAGUUAAGCCAGACGAUUUGUGGAGCUUGUGAAAUUUUCUAGUUUAUACAUGGCAGACAGGAAGCAGAAGAACAAUCUUUCAGCUCUCAUAGAUGGAGUAGAAAAAGACCACAAGGCUGAAAUUCAACUUUACAUCUCAGGGCACCUCAACCCAAGUAAGCUUUACAAGCCAAAAAAAUCAAAAAAAUCCAAUAUCUGGGCAAGUGGCAAAAAAUCAGCAUGUGUCUUUACAAAAAAACCUGAAUUCACAACAUCCAGGAUAUUAACUGAGGUAACUGGAAAGACUACUUUGGCCAAUUUUAUUGAUGAUGCCACACCAACUCCCACCCGUGCCAAAUCUGCUGCUCGUUCAUAUUGUCGACCUCAGGCAUCCCAGGCAAGCUCUGGCACUCCAGUAAGUGCUUCUCUAGGUACCCCUCGAGAUAUACAAAGAAAGGAAACAGCUAAGAAAAUGGAUAAGGGAGCUGGUAUACUUCGGAAGCCACUUAUUAGAGAGGAGUUAGAUGUUCCAGAGCUGAAAAUGUUGAAAUAUAAACCAACUAUGAACAGUCGGCUUUGUGUCACAGACGGGACUAAAGAUGAAUACCAGUUCACUCCUUCCUAUUUAGCUGGUGUGACCAAAACAGACCAAUAUUACAAAUUUAUGCAAUUUCAGAAGGAUUUUAUUGCCAAGAAGGAUUUGCUAGAAAAUGACUUUAUUGGGAGCAAGUCAGCAGAGCACCAUGAAAAGAAGUUGGCACAAGCCCUCCAGAAUAUCUGUGAUUGUACCCGUCCCCACUUUAACCGCCUGCAAGCUAUUGGUGAUGUAUUUGAAGAUAUUUGCAACAGCUCUUUGAUCUUUGGUGACAUUCUGAAAGAAGUGAAGAAUGAAUAUGAGCUUUACAUAGUGAUCCUGCUGGAUUCUCUGCCUACACUGCAAUACAGGACCUUGCAGAACACAGUAAAAGGCAUGGAGAAGAGGACAGUGAAGACUCAUGAAAUUGUGGAGGCAAGGCAUGGUGUCCAGGCUCUUGUGCAGAAGUCCAAACAGGUCUUAGAAAGAAAUGAAGAACUCAGAAAUGAGUUAGAAAUUGAACUGUGGGUAAGUCAGUCUGUGUCUGAAAAACCAGCAUCUGAACAUGAACUGUCGAUAAAAGAGGAGGCACCUCUUUCCAGUGGUGAGCAUCUUGAAUCUCUGAGGUUACAAAUUCUCACCAAAUGGGAGGAGAUUCAACUAAUGGAAAAAGAAAUUAAAGACACUAUGACUUUUGCUGGCAUUGCUAGCAUCAGAGAGAAAACUGUUAAAGAAUUAGAGAGUGAAGCAGUGAAACUCGAGGCAUCUAACAAGUUCCUUAGAAAGCAAAUAAAGGAUGUUGAAACCAGUCUCAAUGUUACAUUAAAGAGGCAGAAGAUUACUCCAGAAAAUCAGAAGAGUUGUUGGGACUUGAUGAACAGUUUCUUGACACCUCCAGAAAAUGAAGAACGUUUAGAAAGUGUGGAAGAAGUAUAUGAGAAAACGGGUCCCAUUUCAACAUCGGAUAUGAACAUUUGCUCAUAGAAGAAAGGAUCCACAGUGUGAAAAAAAUUAUAUGAGAUUUCAGACUUUGUGUCUUUUAUGUUACUGGACAAAUGAGAAAGAAGUCUCAUUUUUUCCUAAUGUGAACCUGUAAUGAUGUUUCUGUUUGCCAUGUAAGUGGUAUUAAUGAAGGCUGGUUGUAGUUUUGAAAGGGAAUCUUCCACUAUAUUGGCACUUUGCUUUGGUAAAUCUGGGUUCUCUGGUGCAGUAAAUGCUUAAAGAGUUUAAUUACUUCUCUUUUAUCUGAGAAGAAAAUUAUUGGUAUUCUGAAGAUGUGGCUUGUAGUAAAAUAUGAACCAUUUCAUAUUUCAAACACAAUGAAACUCAUAGCAAUUUUACAAUGUCUUAGGUUGUAGUAGAAGCAGAAGAAUAUGCUUGAUUUUAAAGGUAUUUUCUUGAUAUGAAAAGUAGGCAUAGAUUUAUUUCUGAAGAUGUUAUUAAAUGUCACAUUAAAAAUAAUCA